GUCUGAAUUUUUUUUCCACUAUGGGAACGCCACACGUGGCGACAGCAAAGAAAGCCAGAGCCAUUAGAAUUCAGAAGUUGCACCCAAUGCGAUGCGAUUGGUAGUGUUAGGGCAAAAUAAUGGCGGGAGCUACUCCGUCCUGUGUUUUCUGUGCGAUUGCCGCCAAAUCCACCUCUAGCAAUACUCUUCUUUACUCCGUUCGUCUCUCUGACGAUAAGGUUGUUGCUUUUCAGGACAUUAAUCCAUCCGCUUUCAGGCAUUACUUGGUUGUUCCUGUGGCGCACAUUCCUACUGUUAAAUAUCUUCAGAGGAAAACUGACGACUAUUCUUUGGUGAGUCACAUGUUAGAGGUGGGGAAGACGUUAUUAAAUAGAGAUGCACCUCAGUCCCAGCAGUACAGAUUUGGCUUUCAUCAGCCUCCGCUGAACUCUGUUAACCACCUACACCUCCAUUGUUUGGCGCUACCAUAUACACCCAGAUGGCGAUCUAUAAAAUACUUGUCUCUUGGACCACUUGGCUUCAUUGAAGCAGAGAAGUUUCUGGAAAAGAUAAAGCCAUUGUCAGUUCAGUCAAAAGUAUGACGGUCUGUUUGAUUUCCGGUUACCCCAACGUGAUAUUGCUUUCCGAUUGAAGAUCAACUGUCCAGAUUAAUUAACUUGCAAAGUAGACACCACCAACAGAUGUUCUCCUGCAGCAACAUUUUUGUCUGCUCACGAAACAUGGUUUGCAGUUAAAACAAUCAGAGCCUAGUUAACUUGGAAGUUACUGGUUAUAGUUAUAUUUGGUUUUUCAUCCUUCCAGGAUGCUAGAAAGAUUGGAUCUCAUUCAAACUUACCUCUGUUCGGUUUGAUGACAAGCAAAGUUUGUAGUUACAGUUAUCGAUUUGGAUCUGUUGAUCAUAAUGCCUGAUAUGAUAUCUUGACUUUCAUAAGAAAAACAAUAAUACUGGUAACUGCUAUACAUUGUAACACAAGCCCUACUGACAGAUAUUUAGCAUAACUGCUUGUGUUGGAACUCCAGAUACUGUGGUGGUGAGUUUGAUAAAUUACCAUAUUAUGAUAACACUAGCAUAGGCAAAUUAUCUUUU
Glycine soja is the source of this 1087-nucleotide messenger RNA. RefSeq names its product bifunctional adenosine 5'-phosphosulfate phosphorylase/adenylylsulfatase HINT4. The record is from RefSeq and is a predicted model, not a curated record. Gene Ontology annotation, molecular function: catalytic activity. Bases 120 to 581 code for a protein of 153 amino acids. NCBI's taxonomy places the organism in Eukaryota, Viridiplantae, Streptophyta, Magnoliopsida, Fabales, Fabaceae. The transcript is spliced from 6 exons.